UGUCCGUCUGAUCCUGCGCUGCGGCGGGAGGGCGUCCCGUGACUCGCCUUUAGGGUCCCCGAGAGGUCUGCUAACGCGGCCUGACCCCUUCUACGCCCUCCCCACAGGACACGCACCGACCCCGGAAGAGAGAGAAGAAAGGGUGGGAAGGCAUGUGGUGGGGUCCCGGGGGACAGGCGUGGGAGGCGUCUGGACCUGCUGCCUGCGCUCCAGUCGCGGGCGGGGCUUCCACUCUUCCCUGGGGGUGUGGGACAAGAGAGGAGGAACCUGUAGGGACACAGGGGGCCAGAAGGCAGUGCUUUAGAGACCUGGGUGAGGGAGACUCAAAGACGGGCUUCGAUGGGGUGGAUGUGGGGGCCCGGGCACGACCCAGAGCUAGGAAGCUGAGCCCGAGACCGUCCUCCGGCCAGGUACUUUCCCUAGACACCCCUGAGGAGGGACAGCCGGGCAGCUGGGUGCGCCAGCCAAACUAAGGUCAGGCCAGACGACCAGAGGACAACGCCUCCGCCCCACAGGACACCCUAGGGCGACCCCGGGGGCGUCCCAGGCCGAGGCAACGCCUCUGGUUGGGGAAGAUGGGGACGCCGGCUCUGCAGGGACUCCUCCUCCUCCUCCCGCUGCUGCUGCGGCCGCGCGGGGCCUCCUCCGGGAGCCUGCACAGCCCAGGCCUGUCCGAGUGCUUCCAGGUGAACGGCGCUGAUUACCGCGGCCGCCAGAACUUCACGGGCCCGCGCGGGGCCGGGCGCCCGUGUCUUUUCUGGGACCAGACGCAGCAGCACAGCUACAGCAGCGCCAGCGACCCCCAGGGCCGCUGGGGGCUGGGUGCGCACAACUUCUGCAGAAACCCAGACGGCGAUGUGCAGCCGUGGUGCUACGUGGCAGAGACGGAAGAGGGCAUCUACUGGCGCUACUGUGACAUUCCCACGUGCCACAUGCCAGGGUACCUGGGCUGCUUCGUGGACUCGGGGGCGCCCCCCGCUCUCAGCGGCCCCAGUGGCACCUCCACGAAGCUCACAGUCCAGGUGUGCCUGCGAUUCUGCCGCAUGAAGGGCUACCAGCUGGCUGGCGUGGAGGCUGGUUAUGCCUGCUUCUGUGGCUCUGAAAGUGACCUGGCCCGGGGACGUCCAGCCCCUGCCACCGACUGUGACCAGAUCUGCUUUGGCCACCCAGGCCAGCUGUGUGGAGGCGAUGGGCGACUGGGCAUCUAUGAAGUGUCCGUGGGCUCCUGCCAGGGAAACUGGACGGCGCCUCAGGGUGUCAUCUACUCCCCGGAUUUCCCGGAUGAGUACGGGCCGGACCGGAACUGCAGCUGGGUACUGGGCCAGUUGGGCGCUGUGCUAGAGCUCACCUUCCGCCUCUUCGAGCUGGCGGAUUCUCGGGACCGGCUGGAGCUCCGCGAUGCCUCAUCCGGCCGCCUGCUCCGCGCCUUCGACGGCGCCCACCCGCCACCGCCAGGGCCACUGCGCCUGCGCACAGGCGCGCUGCUGCUCACCUUCCGCAGCGACGCACGAGGCCACGCUCAAGGCUUCGCGCUCACCUACCGAGGCCUGCAGGACGUGGUGCGGGACGGCGCGUCCCCCGAGGACCCGGCCGAGCCGCCCGCGGGGGACCCCGAGGGGGCCAACGUGAGCUGCAGCCCCAAGCCCGGAGCUGCCCAGGCUUCGAUAGGGGCCCGAGUCCUCUCCACCGUGACGGCCGUCUCCGUGCUAUCGCUGUUGCUUCUGUCGAUACUGCGUUUGCUGCGUCGACGGAGCUGUCUGCUGGCUCCGGGAAAAGGGUCUCUGGCCUUGGGACCUUCCCGGGGCCCCGGGAGAAGCUGGGCUGUGUGGUACCGCCGGCCCCGAGGGGUGGCCCUGCCCUGUCCCCCAGGGGACUCUCAGGCUGAGGGUCCUGCCGCAGGCUACCGGCCCCUGAGUGCCUCCAGCCAGAGCUCCUUGCGUUCACUCGUCUCUGCUCUCUGACCCCGGACGUGCGGGGGGGUCCCUCACUACUUCCGCCAGCGAGAUGGACACCUGAGAUAUUCUGCAGCACCCUACCUCGACCCCGUGCCCCUUCAAAGGCAGACAGGUGUCUGCUCAUCUCGGGGAGACCAGAAGAUCGGACAGAGAGCAUCGGUGCUGCUUGGGAACUUGGCCUGACCCUGGGGGUCCAAAUGGCCGAAGCCAAAGGGCAAAGGGUAUCCAACACCCUAACCCAUGAACCUUAGUGUGAGGGGUGGUGUCUGGUUUUAGGGUUCUUUGCGCCUCUUUUGGGGUGGUCCUGGACUGCUGCCCUUGAAGAAAGGUUGGGGGCCAACAAAGUGACCCAAAGACUCACCAUAGACUUAAAAUAAAGGGCCUAUUUUGGUAGA
This is a messenger RNA of Meriones unguiculatus (Mongolian gerbil), 2350 nucleotides long. RefSeq names its product kringle containing transmembrane protein 2 (gene Kremen2). Gene Ontology annotation, cellular component: plasma membrane. The record is from RefSeq and is a predicted model, not a curated record. Bases 576 to 1961 code for a protein of 461 amino acids. Gene Ontology annotation, biological process: Wnt signaling pathway; multicellular organism development. The transcript has 9 exons. Lineage: Eukaryota; Metazoa; Chordata; Mammalia; Rodentia; Muridae.